Sinocyclocheilus grahami is the source of this 3926-nucleotide messenger RNA. RefSeq lists its product as uncharacterized. Lineage: Eukaryota; Metazoa; Chordata; Actinopteri; Cypriniformes; Cyprinidae. Gene Ontology annotation, molecular function: protein binding; GTP binding. Bases 60 to 3812 code for a protein of 1250 amino acids. The record is from RefSeq and is a predicted model, not a curated record. The transcript has 2 exons.
UUUUGUAGAGAGGGAAGCCAUAUUUCAGAACAGAGGCCUCAACCAGCUUCAUCAGAAACAUGUCUGGCUCUGGGACUCUUGAACUGGCUUGUCUUUGCCGACCGUUUCAGUUGGGAAUGCUGUAUGACUGCAGAAGCGAUGCUCUCAUUCCAGGAAUAACUCUCUGGGACUCUGAAAUGCUACAGAAAAAUAUUAAUGUACGACUUCAGCCAAACACUGACUUCAAAAUCAUUGCCUCAGAUUCAAGUGAAGAAAAAGUAGAAGCUUUGAGUGUUUCUGCAUCUCUUGAAGCCAGCUUUCUGAGUGGAUUAGUCAGCGUGAAAGGCUCAGCUGGCUUUUUAAAUGACAAGAAGAAGUCCAAACAUCAGUCUCGAGUCACCCUACAUUAUCGGACAACAUCACGUUUUGAGCAGUUAACUAUGGAGCAUCUUGGAGCAGGGAACGUAAAACACUGCAAUGUAUUUGAGGAGGGCUCAGCUACACAUGUUGUUACGGCUCUACUGUAUGGAGCUCAAGCAUUCUUUAUUUUUGACCGUGAGGUUUCGUCCAAUGAAAACCAUCAGGAGAUACAAGGUGACCUCCAUGCAACAAUCAAAAAGAUACCUUCAUUAUCAAUUGAAGGUCAAGCAUCUUUGAAAAUGAGUGAAUCAGAAGAAGAUAAAAUAAACAAGUUCAGCUGCACUUUCCAUGGAGAUUUUGCUCUGGAAAAUAAUCCAGUUUCCUAUUUAGAUGCCAUCAAGGUGUACUCAGGCCUGCCAAAACGGUUGGGAGAAAAUGGAGAGAAUGCUGUGCCCAUGACUGUUUGGCUGUACCCUCUAAAAAAACUAGAUUCAACAGCUGCUCAGUUAAUCAGGGAGAUCAGUGUUGGCUUAAUACGACAUGUCCACCGGAUCACGGAUGAACUGGAUGAUUGUGACAUACAAUGUCAAGACCUAAUGAGGAACAAUAUCACCAUUCAAUUCCCUGAAAUCAAAUCCAAGCUCAGAAAAUUUAAGGACUUCUGCUCAGAGUACAAAAUUGUUUUUCAAAAACAUCUCUGCAGGCUUCUUCCAUCUAUAAGGGGUGGAGGAAAAGAAGAACAGGAGCUUUCCGAUUAUCUGAACAGAAAAGAAAGAUCGCCGUUUCAGGGUGCUCUGUUAACCAAGUAUCUAAGUGAGCGAGAGCGAGAGAUGAAUGUUGUUGGAUCUUACCUCGACAUCAUGAAAGAAGUCCAAGUUCUUUCAUCCAGCACUGAUUUGGACAAGCUUGUCUUUAAAGCAUCCAAUGUGAUAGUCUUCGCACUCUCAUCCUUAAUAGACCAUGACCCAUACCUUUCAGAAUUGGAGAAUUACCUGAAGGAACAAUCAUGUAACAAUGGAGAACAAUUAAAGUAUGAUCAAAACUCUACAGAAAAGGCAAAGAAAUGGUUUUCCUCAAGAGAUGUAACUGCACUGACCAGGGAAACGAUACAGGCCUUCCUAGAUUUCAAAGAAGCCAAUGAUGGAAGAAAGAACACGGAGUUCUGCAUUGCAUCAAUCCCAGAUGAACUCAGUACUGCCUCUUCAAUUCAUGUUUAUGAAAGGGGACGACUCGUGAGCUUACAGUAUGAGCUACCCUCAAAACCCCCAAUGCCUGUUUUCUUGAGUGCUGAGCAUGACUGCAUACGUCUGCAAAUCAAACCUCCUGACCGUGGUGUUAGUUGUGUGGAGUCGUACUGUAUCUCAUAUCAGUCUGCAGACAGCUCUGAAUGGACACAUGUGUGUACUAAUGGGGUUUCUGAUGAGAUCACUGUCAAGCCGUUACAACCGCAUAAAGAAUAUUGUUUUACCUGCAAGGCAGUGUGUCGUCCAGGGUUAAGUCUGACUAGUGACACAACAUCAUUCUUCAGGACCCAUCCAUGUGCCCCUCCAGGAGCACCUAAAGUGAAACGAGUGGAAUCUGAGUCUGCAACUGUAGUGUGGGAUGUUCCUACUUCUGUGGGUGAGGACAUCCUGGUCACUGAUUAUGUGUUGGAAUUCAGAGAAUGCACAAAAGAUCAGGAAAAUGAAAUGCCAUGGAGGUCUGUGAAAUCUGCGUACAAGGAGUGCACUCUUCAGGGACUGGAAGCAGAUGCAAUUUACACACUUCGAGUUUUGGCCAACUGUGGUAAUAACGGAGUGAGUCUUCCCAGUCCUGAAACUGUGUUUUCUGCUGGUUCAAAGAGCAAACAGUCAGGUGAGGUUGGAAGUGGGUCAUUCUUGGAUCAAUCUUCACGUAUACAGAAGGGGCAUCCUUCAAUACAUAAACUGACACUAUACCAAAAAACUCAAGAGAAUGCAGAUUUUAAUCAGUAUAUAUUUGGAAGAAAAGUGGAGGACGUGAAAAACAAAGUAAUUCUUCUUUUGGGAUCAACGGGUGCAGGAAAAACCACACUGGUCAAUGUGAUGAUCAAUUACAUACUGGGCGUAAAGUGGCAGGAUGCGUAUCGCUUCAAACUAAUCAAUGAAGUAACCAAUCGCUCACAGGCUGAGAGUCAGACAUACAACGUCUCCUCUUAUGAGCUGUACAAUCAGCCUGGCUUUCAAAUUCCCUACUCUCUCACAAUUGUAGAUACACCCGGCUUUGGUGAUACAAGAGGAAUUGAACAUGAUAAACUGAUAAUGCAGCAAGUCAAAAGCUUUCUUUGUAGCCCUUUGGGAAUUGAUCACAUUGAUGCUGUCUGCUUCGUUGUACAGGCCUCUCUUCCCCGCCUGAGUGCCAAUCAGAGGUACAUCUUUGACUCAAUCCUGUCGAUUUUUGGCAAAGAUAUUGCAGAGAACAUCAUGAUUUUGGUGACAUUUGCAGAUGGUAAAAAAAUCCCAGUUCUAGAAGACAUCACAGCAGCAGAUCUGCCCUGUCAAAAGAAUAAAAUGGGACAACCCACCCAUUUCAAGUUCAACAACACCGCUGUGUAUGCAGACAAAAAAGUAGAAGAGCCUACAACCUAUGAUGAUGAUUCAGAUGAUGAUGAUGAUGAAGACAGCAGUAUGAAACUGUACGAGAUUGUCUGGACAUCAACUUUCAAACAGAUGAAGGCUUUUUUCAAAGCACUGGGGACCACUGAAAGUAAAGAUCUGACACUGACUAAAAAUGUCCUGACAGAACGAGAGUGUCUUGAGAAAGUCAUGGCAGAUCUGAGCUCUCAAAUAACUGCUGGUCUCUCUACACUGAGUGUAAUAAAAACAUUUAAGCAGUGUUUGGAAAAUGAGAGUGAAAUCUUGAAGCAUAAUAAGGAUUUUGAGAAAGAAGUUGAUGUGAUGAAAGCAAACAGAAUCCCUGUAGAAUGUUUUACCUUGAAUUGCAACACCUGCAUCUUUACAUGCCACUCUAACUGCUUCCUUCCUGCAGAGGAUCCUGUGAGUACUUGUGCUGUGAUGAAUGAUGCUGGUUACUGUGUUGUCUGUCCUCAAGCUUGUCAUCACACUGCUCAUGUAAGGGAAAAGGUCAUGUGGACAUAUGAAAUUAAAAAAGAGAAAAAAACCAUUGAAGAGCUGAAAGAAAACUUCAUGAAGGCACAAGGAAAAUUCAUGGACACAAAGCAAAUGCUUGAUGCACUUGAAGAGGAAUUCUCUGUAUUUGAGGACAAACUAAAGCAAAUGAUCAAAAUGUCCUCUGAUUGCUUGAGACGACUGGAUCAAAUUGCACUGAAGCCCAAAUCCUUCUCCACAGCUGAAUACCUUGAAAUACUGAUCAAAACAGAGAAGGCGGAGAAACAUCCUGGAUUUGAAGACCGCAUUGUUGGACUCGAGAAAAUUAAAAAAGAAACUCUUCUCCUGGAAAAGAUAGAAAAAGGAGAUAAUCUGCUUAAACAAUAAGAUCCCGUCACUGUGGGAAGAGAGAAACAACUGAAUACUGAAAAUUGUGAAAAUUUAAGUCUAAAAUUAAAGUUUGUGUCAUGAUUGAAAAAUGGAAAUGAAUACUGAUGAGUU